AUGCCUUCUGUUUCUUUGUUCAAUUCCUUUGUCCUUUCUCUCCUCCUCACCGCCAACGCCACCCUAGCAACCCACCCUCAUCCGUCUCCUUCACCACACCAGCAUCACCCCCCUGCCCCGGCCCCGUCUCACCCUCCCGUGAGGAAGAUGGUGGCUAUUCAAGGCGUCGUCUACUGCAAGUCCUGCAAGUAUAGAGGAGUCGACACUCUCACGGGAGCCACUCCUCUUGCCGGUGCUGUGGUGAAGCUGCAAUGCAACAACUCGAAGACGGGCAUGGUGGAGACGAAGACGAGCGACAAGAACGGCUACUUCUUCUUCAUGCCGCAGAAGCUGACCACCUCUGGGUCCCACAAGUGCAAGGUCUUCCUCGUCUCGUCUCCCUCCGCGGCCUGUAACGUCCCCACCAACCUCCACGGUGGCGCCCUCGGCGCAAUCCUUCUCCGCAAGCCGGUUGAUGCCCCGCCCAAGCCGUUGCCGUUUGAGCUCUUUACGGUUGGACCCUUCGCCUUUGAAGCCGCCAAGAAACUGCCAUGUCACUACUAGUCAAUCAAGCUAUCUUAUUUUUAUAGAGGAUUUUCAAUUGGUUUGUGUCUGUGUUUAUGUUCUGUUAGUACGUCGGCGUUUCGUGCUUUAGUAUGCUUGUUCUUGUAGUUGUAUAAUGCUAGUACUAAUGAAGCGUUUGGAUUUGCAUGGCUACGUUAAGUCGUUAAUAAAAUGUAGUAGUAGUAAUUAGUUUUAGAACCUUUAUAGUGGGUUUAGUUAUGAAAUCAAAAAUGGAAUGGCUGUGCUUGUGUAAUUGUGUUGGUUUACGAAAGCAGACAU
Molecule: messenger RNA, 822 nt
Organism: Salvia splendens (bonfire salvia)
Lineage: Eukaryota; Viridiplantae; Streptophyta; Magnoliopsida; Lamiales; Lamiaceae
Product: pistil-specific extensin-like protein
Exons: 2
Coding region: 1-543 (180 amino acids)
Cellular component (GO): cell periphery
Source: RefSeq, a predicted model, not a curated record